Molecule: messenger RNA, 7617 nt
Organism: Zonotrichia leucophrys gambelii
Lineage: Eukaryota; Metazoa; Chordata; Aves; Passeriformes; Passerellidae
Gene: IGSF10
Product: immunoglobulin superfamily member 10
Exons: 6
Coding region: 1-7617 (2538 amino acids)
Molecular function (GO): protein binding
Source: RefSeq, a predicted model, not a curated record
AUGCGGGCCCCGCGCACGGAGUGGGGGCCCCGCUGGCUGGGGACGCUGCUGGCCGCCUGCCUGGCCACCCUGCCGGCCGCCAGCGCCUGCCCCCGGCCCUGCGCCUGCCACGGCUCCGCCGAGCUCCACUGCACCUUCCGCUACUUCAGCGCCGUGCCCCCGCGCAUCCCGCCCGACGUGCAGCGCAUCAACCUGGGCUACAACAGCCUGAGAAAACUCAGCCCCACGGACUUUGCUGGCCUGGAGAAGCUGGAGCUGCUGAUGCUGCACAGCAAUGAGAUCAGCACCGUCCCUGAGAAGGUGUUCAGAGAUUUACGCUCGCUGCAGGUCUUAAAAAUGAGUUACAACAAGGUCAGAGUGCUUCAGCAGGAUGUAUUUUAUGGCCUGAACAGCUUGGUACGGCUGCAUAUGGACCACAAUCAAAUCGAAUUUGUGAAUCCCAGUGUUUUCUACGGACUCACCUCCUUGAGGCUGGUCCACCUGGAUGGAAAUUUCCUUCAGCAGCUGCACCCAGACACUUUUGUGACCUUGCGCUAUAGCCAAAUAUUCAGAAUAUCCUUCCUGAAGCACAUCUCUCUGUCUGACAAUGCGCUGACUUCAUUGCCACAAGAGAUGUUUUCCUACAUGUCAGAGCUCGAGAGCAUUUACCUGCAUGGAAACCCCUGGUCCUGCGACUGCAGCCUGCAGGGGCUGGCAGGGUGGGCACAGGAGAGACCAGAUGUUAUAAAGUGCAGAAAAGAGAGAAGUUCUGGUGUCCAGCAAUGCCCGGUCUGUGCUAGUCCCAAAACUCACAAUGGGAAAAGUUUAGUGGAUCUCCCUUCUGCAUCUUUCACCUGCACGAAGCCAGUCAUUGAUGACUCCCUGAAAUCCAGAAACCUCUCGGUGCCAGACGAUGGGGAUUUCAGUUUUGUGUCUCCCAAGGACUUGAUGGCUCCCAUAGGAUCUGUGGUUUUGAAUAUGACUGACCAGGCAGGAAAUCGAGGCAACUUGGUUUGCGAUGUCCAGAGACCUAAAGAAGUGUCUCCCAUCUCGUUUGACCAAAGUGGUCCCAGCAGAGUGCUCCAAGCCUCGUUCUCAGCAUUCCUGGUGUGUGGCAUCGAUUAUGGGCACAUCCAGCAGCUGUGGAGCAUCCUGGCCCUGUACAGCAGCUCUCCUUUGAAACUGGAGCAAACCGUGGGGACAGCUGAGGAGCCUUCUGUCAGCCACAAAUACAGGCAGGUGUACAGCGAGAAGGAUGAGCUGUUCACCAGGGUGGAGGCCGAGCUGCGGGCCGAGCCAGCGUGGCUGCUGCAGAGGCAGCUGUCGCUGCAGCUGGACAGGACAGCCACCACGCUCAGCACGCUGCACCUGCGCUACGCCACGCACGCCCGCGUGGCCCUGCCCAGCCGGGACAGGGAGCAGGGCCGCCACGGCUGGGCCCUCAUUGCCAGGGACAACAGCACCCUGACGGAGCACACGGUGCUGGUGGGGGGCUCGGUGGAGCUGGGGUGCCAGGCGGCUGGGCAGCCAGCUCCUGCCGUGGGGUGGAUACUGGCUGAUGGCAGCAGGGUGCGAGCUCCCCACAUCAGCGAGGAUGGCAGGAUCCUGGUCCUCAAGAGCGGGGUGCUGACGCUGAGGACAGCUGACGUGUUCGACUCGGGGCUCUACCACUGCAUCAGCACCAACCACAGGGACGCUGACGUGCUCACAUUCCGGAUUACAGUGCUGGAUCCCCACGUGGGACACGGCGGCGUCAAUGGAGCCCAGCUGCCCGCUGCUCUCGGCAGCACGCUGCACCUGCCCUGCACGGCCACGGCUGCCCCGGACCCUGCUGUCACCUGGGUGCUCCCUGAGCACACAAUCCUCCGCCAGUCUGCUGGAAACAAACACAUUUUUGCCAAUGGCACCUUGAGAAUACAAGGGGUGACGCAGCGAGACCUGGGCUACUUCCGAUGCGUGGCGGCCAACCGGUUCGGGGUCGAUCUUUUGGUUUUCCAAGUGCUGGCGAGACAGGAUGAAACCGCUCUGAAGAAAAGGCAUGGAGCUGUGGGAGAGUGGGAAGAGGGCUCUGGCAAUGAGCUGCUGCGCCCUGCUGCAGCACAGAGACGCCCCUCAGGCACUGCAGGCACCCUGAGGGCUCCCGGGGAACCUGCGGCACCAGCGGCCAGCAGCCAGGGCACACAUCACAGGAACAGCCACGGGAACAUGCCUCACUGGCCCCACACUGACAGGACGGGCCGGCGCUUCAGGGGACACAGGAGACAGUUCGUUCCCUCGGGCAGGAGAGCUGAUCCACAGCGCUGGGCAGCCCUGCUGGAGAAAACAAAGAGGAACGCGACAGUGGCAGACAAACGAGGAGAAGCUGCAACAGAACCACCCGUUCAAGCCCAUAGGCUCUCAGAGGUACCUGGGGAUGAGGAGGAGGCAUCUGGUGAUCUCGUAUCUCCAGAAGAAGAAUUCAUGAUACCAGCAACAGAGAGAUCGCCAGUGCCUGCUCCGGGCAGAGCAGCAGAGCUCAGCAUCACUGCAGGGCCCAAGGGGACUGAGAAUCCCCCUCCUGCCUGGAGCACCUCUGUUCUGCCCACAGAGCCAAUAACUCCCCUACCCUCACCUCCUCCACACCCUGGGGCACCUGCCAGCAAAAGGCUGCAAACACUUCCCAAACCUACAGACUCACGGGAAAGAUCCAAUUUGGGUCAAAUAUCAGCAAAUGGUGUAAAACAGCCAACUGUACCAAGUGGGACAGCCACACUCUUCCCUGCUGGGCAAAAGUCAAUACAUUCUGGGGAAAGUAAUAACCAGCACCUAAAGUCUGCAUCCAUGACACCCACGACAGAAGCUACAGGCACCAGCAAGGCUGUAACUCCCCAAAACACAGCACACAAGUUACAUGUUUUUACUGAGUCUAUUGAUAAUGUCUCCACCAGAACAGAUCACCAGGUCCCUGUGGUGACAGUCAAUGCACCAAGCUCUGAAUUUGGCCCCAUUUAUUUUCACAGUACUCAGAAAGGAGGAGCCCCUAACCCAUCUGCCUCGACUUUCACUGCUCAUCAGCAAAUUCAGGUUAUCCAGGGCGGUCCAAAUCAUCCAGCCCAGCUCCAGCAGCACCAUGGAAGACGAAGGAAAAUUUCUGGUCGGAGACGAAUUGUCAGACCAGGGCAUGUCCCAGGCAUGAAAGAGCCCCGGUACAAUUUUGGGAGGCCAGGGUCUGCCAGAGGAAGUACAGCUGUGGCUACAGGUGUCCAACUUAAUAUGAACUAUAUAUCAAAUGUACCAACCUUGAAUAACUCCAGCAGUUCCAUCAUCAAUCCAUUUAGCCCAGACACACCCCAGUCCUCCCCCUCCACCAUGAAAAUGCCAUUGGAGCACCCCGUGGGUACCCAUCAAAACACAGCAUUCCUCAGGGAGGAGGAAAAGAAACACAGUGCAAGGCAAAAAGCUGCUGCCACAGUCGUGUCUGUCACUGCAGAGGACACUGCCACUACUGCAGCCAGUGGAUUGGGUGUGACGGGUUUGAAGCCAACAGUCACACUUGUUCUCACUCCUCAAACCAACACCAGAGCCGCCAAAACUAAAAUACACAGAGGGGGAGGAAGGAGAGGUCAGAGGAGGAAGAGGCCUCCUAAAACACCUGCCCCACAGCGUGUGGCUGCAGCCCAGAGCACUGCAGCCACCCCUGCAAUGAGCACUGCAGCCACUCUUACAGCAAGCACUGCCACCCCUGCAGCAAGCACUGCCACCCCUGCAGCCACCCCUGCAGCAAGCACAGUCAUCUCUGCAGCAAGCACAGCCACCCCUGCAGCCCAGAGCACUGCAGCCAUCCCCACGGUGACAGCUCCUGCAUCACCAGCUGUGCCUCCAAGCCUCACAGCUGCAAUCCCUGUCCCUGGGAGCAGCAGUGCAGUCCCCAGGACCGAAGCAGCAGCACUGGGGGUCCCCGAGAGCCCCGAGGCCCCUCAGCACAGGCCCACGGCAGCCACACAGACAGCAGCAGCCCCGGGCACCUGGAGGGGCACCCUGUCAGCAAUGGCACUGCCCGGCGGGGUGACUGCUCAGAGCCCCCCCAUGGCACCCCAAACCACACCAGGCUCGCACAGGAACACCCAGCUGGCCACGGCACCAGCUGCCAGUCCUGCCCAGACCCCCACCAUGGGUGCCCAAGCCUCACCAUGGCCGGACGAGCCCCCUGGUGCCACCAGUGCCACGCCAGGGCCAGGGCCUGCCCAGCGCACCAGGGCCAGUGCCAGGGCAGGAGGAGAACCCCACCUGGGUCUGGGGGAGGGAGCUGUGCGGGAGCAGCAGGGAGCACAGCCCACAGUGCCAGCCGGAGCUGUGCCCGCUGCAGUCACUGUCCCCAGCACCCUGCGGCCCUCUCCCCUGCCAGCCCCCACUGCCGCCGGGCCCGCAGCGCCCCCGAGAGCGCCUCCAGCCCCCCGGGGGCACGGCCAGCCCCAGCCCCAUCCCCAGCUCCAGCCCCAUCCCCAGCCCCAUCCCCAGCUCCAGCCCCAGCCCCAUCCCCAGCUCCAGCCCAGGCCGCCUCCCCAGGGCACCGAGAGGGGGACCGCGCCGCAGGCACCACAGAUCCCAUCUCCACAGGGAGGGGACAGGGACAGCUCCGUCAGUGCCUCGUCUGACAGGCAACAGAACCAAGACACCGCCACCCUGCCCAGCCCCAUCACCGCAGGCUCUGCAAGCAAAAACCAUUUUUCAAAGCCCAGAAUAGUCGGAGGGAAGGUGGCUGCUUUCACCGUGCUGGCGGAUUCCGAUGCUUUCAUUCCUUGUGAAGCUACUGGGAACCCCCCUCCAACGAUACAGUGGACCAAGAUAUUAGCAGGGCGCGAUGCCGCGGCCCCCGGCGGUGCCAGCCGCUGGUCGGUGCUGCCCAACGGGACGCUGUCCAUCGCCCGGGCGGCGCUGCAGGACGGCGGGCAGUACGAGUGCACGGCGGCCAACGCGCUGGGCUCGGCGCGGCUGCGGGCCACGCUGGCCGUGCUGGCGCUGCCGCCGCGCAUCGCCGCCGCCCGCCCGCCGACCGCGCUCUCGGGGGGCUCGGCGGCGCUGCCGUGCCGGGCCCGGGGCAGCCCCCCGCCCCGCAUCUCCUGGCUGCUGCCCGACGGCUCCGAGCUGCGGCCGGGCGCCGCGGGCCGCGGCAGGGCGGCGGUGCAGCCCGACGGCACGCUGCUGCUGCGGGCGCUCACCGUGUUCGACCGCGGCACCUACACCUGCCGCGCCCGCAACGCCGCGGGCUCCGACGCGCUGCCGCUGCGGCUGCAGGUGGUGGCGGCGCCCCCCGCCAUCCUGGAGCCGCGGCGGCAGAGCGUGGCGGCGGCGGCGGGGCACAGCCUGGGCCUGCCCUGCACGGCGCGGGGCCCGCCCCAGCCCGGCGUGCACUGGGUGCUGCCCGGCGGCGCCGUGCUCAGACCGGGGCAGGCGCUGCCCGCCGGGCCGGCCGUGCUGCCCAACGGCACCCUGCUCCUGGGCAGCACCGAGCCCUCCGACAGCGGCACCUACGAGUGCAUCGCCACCAGCUCCACGGGCUCCGACAGGCGGGUGGUCAGCCUCGCGGUGCAGCACACGGACACGCCUCCCAAAAUUGCCAUCGCCUCCCCGGAACUGACGCGGCUCAACUUCGGGGACAGGCUGCUUCUGAACUGUACAGCAAGUGGGGAGCCCAAGCCCAGGAUCAUCUGGAGGUUGCCCUCCAAGGCUCUUGUGGACCAGUGGCACAGAAUGGGAAGUCGGAUCCAUGUCUACCCCAACGGAUCCUUGGCUAUUGAGGCAGUUACAGAAAAGGAUGCAGGUGAUUACCUGUGCGUCGCAAGAAACAGAAUCGGGGAAGAUCUGAUCCUGAUGAAAGUCAGCAUCACAAUGAAACCAGCCAAGAUUGACCACAAAGAGCAGUUCAAGAAGCUGGUGCCGUACGGGAAGGAUUUCAGAGUGGACUGCAAGGCCUCGGGGUCGCCCACCCCAGCAAUAUCCUGGGGCCUGCCGGAUGGGACGGUGGUGAACAACGUGAUGCUGGCAGAUGACAGCGGGCACAGGGCUCGCAGGUACGUCCUGUUCCACAAUGGCACUCUGCACCUCAACAAAGCUGGAGUGGCAGAAGGAGGAGACUACACGUGCUACGCCCAAAACACCCUGGGGAGGGACGAGAUGAAGAUCCACGUCACGGUCAUUGUGGCAGCCCCUCAAAUAAAGCACAACCACAAGACACACGUCACAGUGACAGCUGGAGACACAGCCCUGCUGGACUGUGAGGCUGCAGGAGAGCCCAGGGCGCAGAUAUUCUGGCUGCUGCCCUCCGGUGAGAUGAUCUCCUCGUCCACAGACAGGCACUCCCUGCACGCCAACGGCUCGCUGUCCAUCAGCCAGGCCGGCCUGCUGGAUGCUGGGGAGUACCUGUGCGUGGCUCGGAACCCUGGCGGGGACGACAGCAAGCUGUACAGGCUGGCUGUGGCUGCCAAACCCCCCAUCAUCAAUGGCCUACACAGAAACAAAACCAUCAUGAAGGUGACGGCAGUGAGGCACUCCAAGAAACACAUCGACUGCCAGGCAGAGGGGACACCUCCUCCCCAGAUUAUGUGGAUCAUGCCUGAUAACAUUUUCCUAACAGCCCCAUAUUACGGGAGCAGGAUUGUGGUGCACAAGAACGGGACACUUGAGAUUCGGAACAUCAGGCCCUCAGACAUGGGGGACUUUAUCUGUGUGGCACGUAACGAUGGGGGAGAGACUGUGCUGGUGGUGCAGCUGGAAGUCACGGAAAUGCUACGGAGACCAAUGUUCAAAAACCCUUUCAACGAAAAAAUAAUAGCAAAACCUGGGAAGCCCAUCACACUGAACUGUUCUGUGGAUGGAAACCCUCCCCCGGACAUAAGCUGGAUGCUGCCCAAUGGCACAUGGUUUUCCAGCAGCAUCAGGACACCCCAGUUUGUCACAGGGAGCAGCGGCACCCUGACCAUCGCCAGCGCCCAGAGCCAGCACGCCGGGCGGUACCGCUGCGCUGCGCGGAACCAGGUGGGCUACAUCGAGAAGCUGCUGCUGCUGGAGGUGGCCCAGAGGCCCAGGAUCCUGAGCCAGCCGGCAGGGCUGGUGCGGGGGGUCAGCGGGGAGCCCCUGGCCCUGCACUGCCCGGCCGAGGGCAGCCCCAGGCCCCGCGUGGCCUGGACGCUGCCCGGGGGCCGCGUGCUGCAGCGGCCGCAGCUCCGCGGGCGGCUCCUGCUGCUGGACAACGGCACCCUGCUCAUCGGGGCAGCCUCGCCCCUCGACUCGGGCACCUACCUGUGCCGGGCCCACAACGACGCCAGGGACUCCUCGCUCAGCAUCCUGGUCGUGGUCGCGGCCUACGCCCCGCGGAUCACCGGCAGGCCGCCCCCGGCCAUCCACACCACGCCAGGGGCAGCCGUUCAGCUCCACUGCGUCGUGCUGGGCGUCCCCAAGCCAGAAAUCACCUGGGAGCUGCCUGACCGCUCUGUGCUCUCCACAGCUCACCGGGCCCGGGGCUCUGGGGGCGCGCUGCUGCACCCCACGGGGACUCUGCUGCUGCAGAACCCCCAGCCCUCCAGUUCUGGCACGUACAGGUGCACAGCAAGGAACCCCCUGGGCACCGACACUGCAGCCACCUACGUCCACGUCAUCUGA